GCUGCGCCUGGGCCCAUGCAGGACGCGGAGAACGUGGCGGCGCCCGGAGCGGCCGAGGAGCAGACCGAGCCGGGGGCGCAGCAGCCCGCCGCCGAGCCGCCGCCGGAGGAGGAGCCGCCGCGGCCCGCGGGGCCAGGGGCUCCGGGGGCGGCGGACUCGGUGAGCGAGGCCAAGAAGGAGGCGGUGGUGGCGGCCGAGCCCGAGCUUAAAGUGAAGGCAGAGCCGGCGGCCGCGGAGAAGGAGACGGAGUCAGCGGGCGCGGUCCCCAGCUAUCCGGCGGGUUCGUCCCAGUCCCCCUUGCCGCCGUCCGGGGAGGAGCCCCAGCCCCUGGUUCGGGAGGAGUCCCGAGCCGAGGCCGCCGAGAGUCGGCCACAGGAGUCGUCGAAAGAGGCGGGUGAGGACAAGGGGGACUCGGCGGAGGCAGAGCCACGCGCGUUGGAGAACGGUGACGCGGACGAACCCUCCUUCAGCGACCCCGAGGACUUCGUGGACGACGUGAGCGAGGAAGAACUACUGGGAGAUAUUCUCAAAGAUCGGCCACAGGAGGCAGAUGGAAUCGAUUCGGUGAUCGUAGUGGACAACGUUCCUCAGGUGGGCCCGGACCGUCUUGAGAAACUAAAAAACGUCGUCCACAAGAUCUUUUCCAAGUUUGGGAAAAUCACAAAUGAUUUUUACCCAGAAGAGGAUGGAAAGACAAAGGGGUACAUUUUCCUGGAGUAUGCGUCUCCUGCCCAUGCCUUGGACGCUGUGAAGAAUGCUGAUGGCUACAAGCUUGACAAACAGCACACUUUCAGGGUCAACCUCUUCACUGAUUUUGACAAGUACAUGACAAUCAGUGACGAAUGGGAUAUUCCAGAGAAACAACCUUUCAAGGACCUGGGAAAUCUGCGUUACUGGCUUGAAGAGGCAGAAUGCAGAGAUCAGUAUAGUGUGAUUUUUGAGAGUGGAGAUCGUACUUCCAUAUUCUGGAAUGACGUGAAGGAUCCUGUCUCGAUCGAAGAAAGAGCAAGAUGGACGGAGACGUAUGUUCGCUGGUCUCCUAAGGGCACCUACCUGGCUACCUUUCAUCAAAGAGGCAUUGCACUCUGGGGUGGAGAGAAAUUCAAACAGAUCCAGAGAUUCAGUCAUCAAGGGGUUCAGCUGAUUGAUUUCUCACCUUGUGAAAGGUACUUGGUGACGUUCAGCCCCCUGAUGGACACUCAGGAAGACCCGCAGGCCAUCAUCAUCUGGGACAUCCUGACCGGGCACAAGAAGAGGGGUUUUCACUGUGAAAGCUCAGCCCACUGGCCUAUUUUUAAGUGGAGCCAUGAUGGCAAAUUCUUUGCCAGAAUGACGCUCGACACCCUCAGCAUCUAUGAAACACCUUCUAUGGGUCUGUUGGACAAGAAGAGUUUGAAAAUCUCUGGGAUAAAAGACUUUUCUUGGUCUCCUGGUGGUAACAUCAUAGCUUUUUGGGUGCCUGAAGACAAGGAUAUUCCAGCCAGGGUAACCCUGAUGCAGCUUCCCACCAGACAAGAGAUCAGAGUUAGGAAUCUGUUCAAUGUCGUGGAUUGCAAGCUACAUUGGCAAAAAAAUGGAGAUUACUUGUGUGUUAAAGUAGAUAGGACUCCAAAGGGUACCCAGGGUGUUGUCACAAAUUUUGAAAUUUUCCGAAUGAGGGAAAAACAAGUACCUGUCGAUGUGGUAGAAAUGAAAGAACCCAUCAUAGCUUUUGCCUGGGAGCCAAAUGGAAGUAAGUUUGCUGUGCUCCAUGGGGAGGCGCCCCGGAUAUCAGUUUCUUUCUACCACGUAAAGAGCAACGGGAAGAUCGAGCUCAUCAAAAUGUUUGAUAAACAGCAGGCAAAUACUAUCUUCUGGAGUCCCCAAGGACAGUUUGUUGUGUUGGCUGGUCUGAGGAGUAUGAAUGGUGCCUUAGCAUUUGUCGAUACGUCUGACUGCACGGUGAUGAACAUAGCGGAGCACUACAUGGCCUCUGAUGUCGAAUGGGACCCUACGGGGCGCUAUGUCAUUACAUCUGUGUCCUGGUGGAGCCACAAGGUGGACAAUGCUUACUGGCUGUGGACCUUCCAGGGACGUCUUCUGCAGAAGAACAGCAAAGAUCGCUUCUGCCAGUUGCUGUGGCGACCCCGGCCUCCCACGCUCCUCAGCCAGGAUCAGAUCAAGCAAAUUAAAAAGGAUUUGAAGAAAUACUCCAAGAUCUUUGAGCAGAAGGAUCGUUUGAGCCAAUCCAAAGCCUCAAAGGAGUUGGUGGAGAGAAGGCGAACCAUGAUGGAAGAUUUCCGGAAAUACCGGAAGAUGGCCCAAGAACUCUACAUGGAGCAGAAAAACGAACGUCUGGAAUUGCGAGGAGGCGUGGACACUGAUGAAUUAGACAGCAAUGUUGACGACUGGGAGGAGGAGACCAUUGAGUUUUUUGUCACUGAAGAAAUUAUUCCUCUUGGAAACCAGGAGUGAUCUGAAAGCACUGUGCGUCACCACUCGUGCUGGAAUCGAGUUCACCCUCUUGCAGAGAGCCUACACAACUCCUGAAGUUCACCUGUGCUUUCUCUCACUGUCUGACUGAGAACGCACUUGGAUUCUUCCAUCUGGACACACUUCUGUGCCUUCAGCCCCUGGUGUCCACAGUGGGGGAGGUUUCAAGGCACCGCUUUAAAAAUUUUCUUGUUUCGGCUUUCUUUUUUAAAUUCAGUACCACCAGUAUUUGCUACCUAGACUUUCUGCAGUGCUGCAGCAGGUAGCUUUUCACUACCGCUGCUGGUGGCACUCCAAGGCUUGUCACCACUGCGAACGAUGUGUCUGUUCACAGACUCUCUCACUGUCAUCCCUGGUGCCCGGGCUGGUGCCUGGGGUGUCCUGAGAAAACCCCUCAGGAGCGCCGUGCACCGGCCUUGCCCUAGAGUGCUCAGGAGGCACUACAGUGCGUUGUACCCCCCGCCCUUCAGAUUGUGCGGGUUCUCACAGCAGGCUGAACGCGGAAUAAAGCAAACCUGUGUGAAAACACUCUCUCUCUCCUCGCCUUGAAUCCAUGCCUCUGUCCCCCCGUCCCCCCCAUCGUAGCGGCCUGCGCAGCCCCUCGCACACUCACGCUUGGUUCGGGAUCUCACCUGCCAGCUCCCCUCGGCACUUGAGCGCUGAUCAACCCGAGAAACAAUCCACCGUUUCUUACUGUGUCUUGUGUGAAAAACGCUCGUCAUUUCAUCUGAUGAGAAGUUUUAGGUUUUUCUUUCAAGUUACACAAGUUUGAAAAUUUUAAUUGAGAGUUGCAUUUUAGCCGCACAUGUGUGGUCCCCUUUGAAUACUUUUUCCCCCACUGUAAAGGGAGUGAACAGAUCCACGUAACGUCAUUCAGAUUUUUAUUGGCAGUGUCUCGCCAGCCCUCUGUGCCUUCUGACACUGUGGCCUCUUCCGCCUCUUCCUCUCUCUCCUGGAAUCUGAAGUUUAGUUCAUAAAGCAGUGAAGCACUUACUGGGCAAACUCUGACUUCACAGCUGAGCAGCAUUGGCGGACCUGAGCAGCGCUUUGAGGUUGGAGAAUGCGCUGUGCUCUGUAGGCCGGAAGACAGGCAAGAUGCCUGCCCAGGAGGCCGAGUCGCCUAGUGGGGGAGAGUCACUAGUCUGUGGGUUCCAUGUGACCCCGUUGGAGACCACGUGUUGAUCUGGGUCCCCCAGGUGUGCGAAAGGCACUUGGUGCUUCUCCUUUCUCGCAAGCCUUAAAUCUUGCCGUCUGUGAUUCCUAUGAAAAUGAUUGUUACAGGCCUGCUGAGGAGUCCCUCCUCUGCCCCCUCCUGUGCACGUUUUCUUGGGCAUCCUGGUUUCCUCGUGCUCUUAAUCUUUAAACUUCUGGUGCGCCAACAACGGUCUGUUGUUUCGUGGCGGCAUGUAGUUCUGGCCUUUAAACAGAUUUUUAGCACAGCUUUCAAAACUAACAUCUCAUUGUUUUAAACUUACUGGCUGUAAUUGUUUUACAUAAUUUGUAAAUAAAAGACUUUCUGAAACA
Messenger RNA from Loxodonta africana (African savanna elephant), 3996 nucleotides. It is a transcript of the gene EIF3B, whose product is annotated as eukaryotic translation initiation factor 3 subunit B. The record is from RefSeq and is a predicted model, not a curated record. The coding region runs from base 16 to 2454 and encodes 812 amino acids. Gene Ontology annotation, molecular function: RNA binding; translation initiation factor binding; translation initiation factor activity. NCBI's taxonomy places the organism in Eukaryota, Metazoa, Chordata, Mammalia, Proboscidea, Elephantidae. Gene Ontology annotation, biological process: translational initiation. Gene Ontology annotation, cellular component: eukaryotic translation initiation factor 3 complex. The transcript has 19 exons.